Molecule: messenger RNA, 2176 nt
Organism: Heteronotia binoei (common prickly gecko)
Lineage: Eukaryota; Metazoa; Chordata; Lepidosauria; Squamata; Gekkonidae
Product: myeloperoxidase-like
Exons: 12
Coding region: 1-2166 (721 amino acids)
Biological process (GO): response to oxidative stress
Molecular function (GO): heme binding; peroxidase activity
Source: RefSeq, a predicted model, not a curated record
AUGAAGCAAAUCGUCACAUUUCUGGGCCUUUCGGUGGCCUUGACUCUCUUGCCAUCAUCCAGAUGUUUGCCAGAUGUUGCUGCUUCUGAGGUAUUGGACAUUCUGACUGUUUUGAGCAGCAUUCAAGAUGCCAAGCAGAUGGUGGACGAAGCAUACAAGUUCUCUCGGGAGAGAGCAAAGGAAGACUUGAAAAAAGUCCACGCCAGCCCAUCAGACUUCCUGAAACAUUUAAAGGAGCCUGUGGCACAGACCAGGAGUGCAAUUCGCUCUGCGGCUUACGAGGAGACGGUUUUCAGCCUCCUCAAAAAAAACCUGGAGAAAUCUUUGCAUCAGCGGUUCAACAUCACAGAUAUACUCAGCAACACCCAGAAGGAAAUUAUCUCCAAAGCCACUGGAUGUGACUAUCUCACCCGGCCUAUGAGAUGUCCAGAGAACAGCACUUACCGGACUAUCACUGGAGAAUGUAACAACAGGAAACAUCCACACUAUGGAGCAUCCAACCACGGCUAUGCCCGCUGGCUACCAGCAGAAUACGAGGAUGGCAAGUCUCUUCCCCGGGGCCUCACUGAGGGGAAACUUUAUAAUGGGCAUCCUCUCCCACUGGUGCGGGAAGUUUCCAAUGAGAUCAUUGCCACUGCCAAUGAGAAUAUCACAGAUGACCAGGAACGCUCCCGGGCUUUCAUUCACUGGGGCCAGUGGGUUGACCAUGACAUGGAUUUUGCACCUAUGACACCCACCAAUGUUGAAGAUAAAGAAUCUCACUGUGGCACCAAUUGCAAAUAUGAGCCUCCAUGCUUUCCUAUUACGUUUCCUCCUGGGGAUCCACGACUACGCGAGCCGGGAGUCUGCAUGCCUUUCAUUCGGACUGCCCCGGUGUGUAAUCCCAUGACAUUAGUCCGUGAACAGAUCAACGGAAUCACCUCAUACCUGGAUGCAAGCAUGGUGUAUGGGAGUGAAGAUCCUUUGGCUAGGAGUCUGCAGAAUAGAACAAACUCUCUGGGCUUGAUGGCACUCAACCAGAACUUCACAGAUGGAGGGCUCGGGCUGCUGCCCUUUGAGAACAAUUCCAAAAGUCUCUGUCUGUACACAAACAAGACAGACAACAUCCCUUGUUUUAUAGCAGGGGACAAGCGAGUGACUGAAAAUCUGGGACUGACUGCUAUCCACACAUUGCUUAUCCGGGAACACAACCGCCUGGCAAUGGAGCUGAAGGAACUGAACCCCCACUGGGAAGGAGACAAGCUCUAUCAAGAGGUCCGGAAGAUCAUCGGAGCUGUGAAUCAGGUGGUCACAUUCCGAGACUAUAUGCCGCUCUUACUGGGCGAUGAAUUUAAUAAACAGUUGCCAUUGUACGAGGGCUAUAACGACUCUGUGGAUUCCACCGUGGCAAACGUGUUCUCCCUUGCCUUCCGAUUUGGCCACAGUUCCAUCCCACCCUUGGUGUCCCGUUUGGGUGAAGACUUCAGACCCCUGGUUCCUUAUUCCUAUGUACCACUUCAUCUCACCUUCUGUGCUUCAUGGAGAAUCAUCCGGGAAGGGGGCAUCGACCCUCUUCUCCGUGGUUUCCUAGUCGGCCACUCCAAGCUGAUGAAGCAGAACCAAAUGAUGGUUAAGGAGCUCCAAGAUCGGCUUUUUGAGCAGGUGGAAGGAAUAGGCCUUGAUCUGGCAUCUCUGAACCUGCAACGGGGAAGAGAUCACGGCUUGCCUGGUUACAAUGCCUGGAGGCGGUUUUGUGGCCUCUCUGAACCACACAACGAGACUGAACUUGCUGUUGUGAUGCACAACCCUACACUGGCAAAGAAGUUCACUGAACUUUAUGGGACACCAGACAAUAUCGACAUCUGGAUUGGGGCAAUGGCCGAACCCUUUGUUCCCAAUGGAAGGGUGGGCCCUCUCCUUGCCUGUCUCAUUGGGAAGCAGUUUCGAAACACCCGAGAUGGCGACCGAUUCUGGUGGGAGAACCCUGGUGUUUUCACUCCUCAGCAACGCCAUGUUGUUAGCGGUUUGUCAUUAUCUCGCAUUAUUUGUGACAACACACACAUCAAAGAGGUGCCCAUGGACAUUUUCAAGAGGAACCAGUAUCCCAGAGAUUUUGUGAACUGCACACAAGUCAUGGGACUUGAUUUGUCAGCUUGGAAAGAAGAGAAUGAUGUUGGCAUGAAAUGAAGAGAACAGG